GCGAGCUAGCGCGAGGCCGAGCGCGGAAUGGCUUUUAUAGAGGAGCGCUCGCGAGCUUCGUGACUCCAUGUGGAGAAACGCUGCAGGAACCGAAUAUAAACAUAAAGGCUGAAUUCAUUACCCCUGUGGCCCAGAAUGGCAAAAGGCAACACGAAGAAGCCCAAGGGCAAGAUGUCUGCCUAUGCCUACUUUGUGCAGACAUGUCGGGAGGAGCACAAAAAGAAGAACCCAGAUAUUCCCAUGAACUUUUCAGAGUUUUCUAAGAAAUGCUCUGGCAGGUGGAAGAUAAUGUCAGGAAAGGAGAAAGCCAAGUUUGAAGAUAUGGCAAAGCAGGACAAGGCUCGGUAUGAUGAGGAGAUGUUGUCAUACUCUGACAAGAAAGGAAAGAAAAGCAAGAAGGACCCAAAUGCCCCUAAAAGGCCACCUUCUGGGUUCUUCCUAUUCUGCUCUGAACAUCGACCCAAGAUCAAGGCCCAAAAUCCCAGUUUGGGCAUUGGUGAAAUAGCAAGGAAGCUGGGUGAGAUGUGGAACAAUUUGACAGAUGCUAAUAAGCAGCCCUACCUGGUCAAGGCUAACAAGCUGAAGGACAAGUAUUUAAAGGACAUGGCAGACUACAAGGAUAAAGAUGGGAUGGGAGCAGCAGAGCCCUCCAAACCUGUGACAAAGAAGUUGCGUGAGGAGGAUGACGAUGAUGAUGACGACGAUGAUGAUGACGAUGAUGAGGAGGAAGAUGAAGAUGAGGAUGAUUAACUUUCAUUUGCACAUUUCUUUCCAGAUCACUAGCUGUGAGGUUACAUUAAUGCAGGGGUUGCAAUUGUAACUACUCUACUCUAUACUGCUCAUUUGGACUGCAAGUUUUCCUUCAUUCUGUUGUGCUGAACCUGGAAAUUUUAUUUUCUUAGCCACUGAAUACUGUUAGUAACUUAUCAUAACCUGUCUUCCUCAUCCACUUAAUUUUUUUUGCUGUCAGUAUAAUGGAUUGCAUAGAGGCAAUAGCUUUGCAUUUAUAAUUUUAAAUUCAAAGGUGUUUUAUGACUAAGGCUUUCAUUUUGUUCAGUUUAAUGUUGCACAGAUUGGGCUAUAUGCCUUAGUGUGUAAAAGUAUUGUGGCAGUGUGACCUGGCUUAACUCAGGGAUCCUGCUGGUAAAGAAGGUAGUUAAGCAAGAAGUUCUUGUCAGACCACUGCUCUUGUAUGUAGCACACUGUGAUGCACUACAGUUUAAUAUUCCUGAUGGUUAUUUGGAUUUUUUUUUUUUUUUUUAAGUUUAGAUCUUAGGAAAUGAAGCCAUUGAUGGACUUUAUUUGCACAACAAAUGAAUUUUUUUUUUUUUCCUUUACAUUUUAAGUUCUGCAGUGUUGAAAUAAUUCCCUUUAUCACAUGUCUUUGUAGCUAUAACUUAUAUUCUUGCUAGUUGCAUCUGGUCAAAAUGACUAAAUAUAUGGCUACAUUGAGCCUUAAGUUUAAAAUGACUGCGCAAUGAAGGACUGUGGUGAGGAGUCCUGCCCCCCCAUCAUGUUUGUUGCUGAGGGUACUGUGAAAUGGCUUUGCUCUUCCAGAGGUUGACUUUGUCCAAAAAAAAAAAAAAAAAAAAAAAUUGGCUGCACAUCAUUCAUUGGUAUGGAAACUCAUUAACAAUUCACUAAACUGCCUACCAGUUUCAGUGACUGCAUGGAAUUUUUACUUUUGUCUUUUUCUCUUCUCUUCUCUUCCCCCCCCCCCCCUCCAUUUCAGUUUGUUAAACUUGGACUGCCCUCAAUCACUUCUCUCAAUACACAAAUUUCCUGUCAGUCUGCAAAAGUUUUACUGCCUGUACAGGAUGUGGUUUGAAUUUCAAAGUAAUCCUGAUUACAUGAAUAAACUCUUGUUCCACAACUUCAUGCUGAA
Messenger RNA from Scleropages formosus (Asian bonytongue), 1885 nucleotides. RefSeq names its product high mobility group box 3b (gene hmgb3b). The transcript has 5 exons. Bases 136 to 750 code for a protein of 204 amino acids. Lineage: Eukaryota; Metazoa; Chordata; Actinopteri; Osteoglossiformes; Osteoglossidae. The record is from RefSeq and is a predicted model, not a curated record.